AUGUCUGUGAAAGGUGCUAAAUCCAGCACAUUUGUUGACUCUAGCGACGUAGAAGAGGUCAUCUACAGAAAAGACAGACAAUGCACCGACGUAGUUGCUCUGAUCAUUAUGGCAGUUUACAUGGUCGGCUUGACCACUAUUUUACUGCUAGCCACAUUUGCUUUAGGUAUUUAUUUCAUCCUAAUCAUCGAAAGCACCGGUAAACCCGCAGUGAUUGGGAACAGUGUCGUAUAUGAGAAAAAAGCCCUUGUACAUGCUGCUCGAUGGUACAACAUUAUCGCUCUGAUUUGGUUUAGUUGUUUUUUAUUUGACUGUCAACACAUGGUCACUGCGGGUGCAAUUGCCGCCUGGUAUUUUACCCGAAAUAAGCAUGGACUGAACAACGCGGAAGGAAGAAGCUGUUCAGUACUGAUCAAAUAUCAUUUAGGAAGCGUAGCAUUAGGGUCGUUGAUACUAGCAGUAACAGUGUUAAUUCGGUUCAUCGUGAAACUUCUCCAAAAGAUUGCGACACAAACAAGAAGCGGCUACAUUGCUUGUAUUGCACUCGUCUGCGCUUGCAUCUUCAAUUGCAUUCGAUCGAUUGUAGAGAUGAUUCAGAGAAAUGCGUACAUUCUAGUCGCGCUGCAAGGCCUGCCGUUUUUCAAGGCCGGCAAGAGUGCAGUUAAAUUGAUGAUGGCUGAUGCACCGAACUUCGUAUCAGUUUAUGCCAUCACUAACAUAGUUUUCCUAUUGGCGAAAUGGUCUGUUCUACUAUCUGUUGGAUCAGCUGCGGUAGUAGUUUUGCAGAUGAAACAUGAUCUGUAUCAUCCCUACGUUUUGGUAGCGAUCCUGGGACUGGUCAUUUACCUGAUUACGCAUUGCUUUAUGGCGGUGUACGAAAUGACAGUUGCUACUAUUUUCCUGUGUUUCUGCAAAGACAUCCAGCUUAACAACGGUACUGAUCGGCCGUACUAUAUGUCUAACAAUUUGGGAAAAUUUCUUCCAAAUGCAGUGCAGUCCGAAACAGCACAGCAGAACCAAGCCAGUAUGUCGUGA
Molecule: messenger RNA, 1035 nt
Organism: Sabethes cyaneus
Lineage: Eukaryota; Metazoa; Arthropoda; Insecta; Diptera; Culicidae
Product: choline transporter-like protein 1
Exons: 5
Coding region: 1-1035 (344 amino acids)
Biological process (GO): transmembrane transport
Cellular component (GO): membrane
Molecular function (GO): transmembrane transporter activity
Source: RefSeq, a predicted model, not a curated record